AUGGACGUUGUAAAGCAGUUUGAUGAUGGCAGUGUGGAGUUUACAGCAGAGUGCUAUUUGCCAAAAGAGCUAAUGGACAGGGCUAUCAACUACGCCUACUGUGUGGAUAACACCACUGGCCAUAGGCAGUUCAUUUCAGAGCUUUUCUAUGAUGGUACAUCUCCACAUGGGAGUAUUGGACGCUUUUUGAACAUUCGGAGAAGAAGCCUCUCUAAUGAUACUUGGCACCAGUUUGAUGGUUUUGUCUAUGGAAAGCUUGAUUCCAACUUCUUCAAAUUUGUUAAGAAAAAGUUUCUGGGAAUUGAUGAUCAUGAAAAAGUCAUGAGGGCAGAUGCUGAAAAAAUGUUGAAAUACCAGUUCCAGAAGUUUUUGCAUGACCUUCAGUCACAAAUUAUGACACCAGAAGAAUUCUUUCACAUCCUAAAAUCUCUAAUAUCAGGAUAUACUUACGUGUACCAGUUUAGGGGGAAAAUUUGGAACUCUGUAACAGACUUUGAGGGUUUUUCUGGAAAGAUAUUUAAACAAUGUAUAGGGACUGUUGUGCAAAGGAUACACGAAGAAGCCUUACCAGAACACCUGAAAAUUGGCAUCAUCCUCUCUCUGAUACAUGCCAUCAACUCCUAUUUGCCCUUUUCAAAGGAAGAUGAGAAAGCUAUAGAAGCACUUUGCUUACUUCUCCAACUACAUCCAUCAAAAGAAGACCAAACUCACAUUAAAAGAACACAUGAAGAGAUUAAAGUGUUGUUUCCACAUACUCUGAAGGAUGUUACAGCUUCGCUACAGUCAACAAUUAACGUCCUAGUUGGUAUGACUAAUAACACUUGCUGGCUGUUUGUGGUACCUUUACUUCACUUUAUGUCAGGAAAAACUGUCCCAUAUGAAAAACCAUCAACAGAGACUGGUCACAGUGACUAUAAACCUGUGUGGUGGGGUGUUGAGGAGUACAAAAAGAAUCCAGAAUAUUUUGCCGGGAAAACAUCCUGGAACAUAGGUUUUAAUGAGCUGCUUCAGAGACUAGCACCAUUGUUUGAUGUUGAUUACUUUUUACCACGUACCUUGAUGACUGUUGUCAAAAUGGUUGAUAUGAAAGAUGCUGUGAGAUCAAGGCUGUUCCCACCAGAUUUGUGUGUAGCUAAGCUGUAUUAUCUUAUAAAGUCAAACUCACUGAAGCUGGAAGAACAUAAGAUUAUACCAGACAUGUUAAAUGAAAUUUCUGCACAAGUCCUGAAAAGCUGUGAUGGAAAGCAAAAUGGAGAUGCUGUAUCAAAGGAGAUGAGAGAGCAUUUGCAGAAUGACAUGUACAGACUGUAUGUCAUAGGAAAUGACCUACUGAAGGAUAUGCUUUUUAGUACUUCACCUCCAGAAGUUACAGUUGCUUGUACUGCCAAGGUUGUCCUGCUGGCACUGGCUUCAUUUCGGGACCUGAAAGAGGGCAAAACAGACCAAAAAACAAGAAGUAGUUCGAAAAAAUACCCAAAAGAUCAUUCAGCAAUAUUUCAGGAUGUUGGAGACAGAGUUGUUCGGUUUCUGAGCUUGCAGCAUACAUCAAUGUAUGAUCAAGAGAGAUGCAGGCAAAGUCUAUUGGUCUGGGAUAUGAUUCUGAACAUAUCGGAGCCAUCGAAUAUGCUAAUACAGGAAGGAUUCCAGGAAAAAGUAAAAAAUGCAUUGGAGAAAAGGCUUGAAUCUAAGAUAUUUGAUGUUAUUCUGGCUGUUUACUGUGAUCACCUGACAGAAUUUGGGAGUGUGAUACAAGAUCUCUUGAGCAGAUUUGCCUUCAAGGCUUUGGAAAAGGGAUCAAUCAUUUCAAGACAUGACUCCCGAUCACAGGAUGAAGCAAAUGCACGUUAUGCAGGACUCUUGUCGCGUGUAUUUCAAAAGCAUUGGGGUGGUAUGACAGAGGAACAGUUGUUUCAAGAAGCUAUUAAGUGGACCCCUUUUGUGCAUUUUGUGGGCAUGUUCUAUUUGGCCAAGGAAGGAAAGCACUUAAGUGAUGAAAGUGGUCUACAGCUUACCAAGGCCACAACUGCAGUUGAGGACAGAAUGAAACAGUUAGAAAAUGGAACAAUUUUGGUGAAGGAUCAUAGUGUCAUCUGUGCAAACUUUAACCAAUUUGACAAACUUAUCACGCUGAUGAUGAAAAAGGACAAUUGUGAGAUUAGCCCAACAUACAUCAGACAACUGGUAGACCUGAGGGCAAAGGAGCUACAGGCAUUUCGGGAAGCCUAUAAUCUCGUGACCGUCCUGAUUGAUAUGUGCACUCGAAUUGAAGUUGAUAGAGAAGCUUUAGAAGGACGACACAGAUCCUUACAGGAUUGUAGCAAUGUACAAAUGGCACAACUUUGUAAACCUGGAGUUCUGGAUGAACUAAUGCACCCAGAGCAGUACCAGCCAGUGGUGACAGCCUUCAAUCUAAGCCCAGAAGAACUAGAGUUACUUCCAUAUAUGAAACAUUGUAUCAGCAGCUUAGUCUUCACCAACAAAUGGGACAGCACAGGCCACAAGACCAUACGACAGAUAGAAAGGAAAUUGUCAGUUGCUGAGAUAUUUGAACAUGUAUGGCAACCGUCCAUAGAUUGGUGGAACUCUGUCAGGGGAAAGGUCAAACAAGGAUCAAUGACAUUUAAGGAAUUUGACGAAAUGUUUGGCCAACAUGACUAUCAAGUCAUAAAAAAGGAAUUCACUUUAAUGGAGGAAAAUGGACGUUGGAUAGAGGAACGUAUGAAGCAGAUUAAGUUGUUCAGAGAUCUCAAAAAUUGUGUACAAGGAGCCAAGAUCAUCUUAGAGGUCGUAGAGGCCUAUGGACUAAAGGGAGACUUCACACCAAUACAGCUUAUUACAUCUGUCAUGAGUGGCACAGACAUAGCGAUGAAUGACUUGGACGAGUCCCUGAGGCAGACCUGCUCAGUCCUUGGUGGUGUACAGGAAAGUCACAUUGUGUGUCUCAGAGAGUUCAUCAACUGUGAACCACUCAUACUCUGGCUGAAGGAGUCUAUGCCAUCUGGGUUGAAGGAACUGAAGGUAUUUGUGGAUCUAGCCACUAUCUCUGCUGGAGAGGGCGAUAUAGAGAUUGCCAAGGUGCGAUGUUUACACUCAGCCACCACGGGAUAUGCUCCACUGAUCUUCAACCUCACAGACGAUAUAGGCUACAAAGACUUCCUGAACAAAUGUGAAUUGGUGUGGAAAGAGCUGGAAGCUGAUCCAAACCUUCACAAGAAGUUGCAUGAUACUAACAGACAAAUCGAAUGGCUGAAGACCGUGAAAAAGGCUCAUGGCUCUGUUGAAGUUACCUCCCUUGCCCAAACAGAGGCAAUUAACUCAGUUGGGAUUUAUCAGGUUGGACGUUUACCGGAUCAAAAAUGGGACCAAAAACCGGAGUUAAAAGAUGUGAUCAGUCUACAUGUGUCGGAAGAUGAGAAUGGAGCAAGGCAGAGAAAACUGUACCACUACGACAUGCUUCAUGAUCUACAGAGUCGACUCAUGUUGGUGGCUGGCAAGGCAGAGAAGGGCAAGGAUGACGUGGAUCGUUUUACAUUGAUUUUGGAUUCAGUUGUUCGCCUUGCCAACACCUAUAUCAAACUGGUGUCAUCAGGAUGUGUGUUGUUCUCCGAAUGGAAAGCCAGGUUCUUGUGUGACAGAAGUCGAAAGGCUUGUUCCUUCAUCACUUUUGGGACGGGAGAUAAUGUGAAUAGCUUGAAAGGAAGGAAAGCCACAGAGGAUGAUGAUGUCAGCUCAAUCGUUCCACGAAUUGCUAAAUUCAUGGAGAAAUGCUAUGACCAAUGGCUACAGUAUAUUGCAGACAAAAGAGAUAAAUACUACGAACUGAACCAUCUUACCAUUGACCAAAUGGUUAUUCUUCAGAAGGAACUUGUCAAGGUUGGAACUGAGCAGGAACCAUCUAAGCUCAUCUUUCCCCUGCUAUCGGCAAUAAAGAAAGAUUGUAGUAUGUCUGAUCUGAUUUCUGCCAUGAAAACUGCCAAGAGAGAGGUUGAGAAUAUGGAUGAAAUUCGGGAUGAGGAAAUGUCAGAAACAUCUUCUGACAAAGAGAUGGAAGAGGGUGAAGAGGAAGCAUUAUUUAUUCAGGAAGUGGUGAAAACAGGCUUUACUGUAGAACUUGCCAAGAAGGCUUUGCAUCAUUUCAAGGCAGAUGAAAUAGAUGAAGCUGUAGUAUGGUGCAUGGACCAUGAUGAAGAGUCUGACACUGAUGAAGUCAUGGAUGUUGAACAGAAUGUAAAUGAGGAAGGGACUGAACCCCCAGAUGAGGAAUACCAGGGCUGGACAAACACACCACUGUCAAUCUCAACUGUUACUUCAGAACUUCUAUCCACACUCGAACACAUAAACCAAGAAGUGCGAGUGGACCCACUUAUCAAGGAACUUGAGAAGCUAUGGGAGAGGUUUCUGACGUCCAUUUCCUCCAGUGUGUCUGACUACUUGAGUGUAGAACACCUUGGGCUUGUCCUCGAAUGUCUUGCAGGCAAAGAAACAUUCAGUAUGAGAAGACACCUGAUCCAGAGUUUUAAGGAGGGGGAACCAAAUCUCAUCAUUUGUCCCCAAAAUGACAUUCUCAACACAGUAUUAACCAUCUACAUGAAUGACAGACAAGAACCUCUACCACAGCCUGAUGAGGUCCUCAUCUGUUCUGGUCAUACAACCCUGGACCAGUUGGAUAUAUUCUGGAGACGAGCUGUUUUUAAUCAGAGUGGCCAGAUCUACUGUCUGGCUAACUCUGACCUUCUGGACUAUGAAGUCAGUGACAAGGGGGAACAAUGUCUAGAGAGACACAUGCAAAAAGCCAAAGAGAAGGGUAUAAAGUACAGACUGGUUGUCCUGUGCAGCACAGAAAAUGAAUAUAAAUCCAGAAUUGUUGCUGCAUUAGAGAGGUUCCGCAGGCCACAACUUCCUGUAGCCAACCAACAACUCAUCCAAAGCUACCUCCAAGACAAGCUGAAAAUAAGCAAGGCACAUACGAAAAUCAGCCCAGCAUCUUCAGUGGAUUUCGGAGGGUCAACCGUGCGAGUAGUGAAGUCCUGGAGAGCUGGGGUGGGGAAAUCUCUGUACAAGACAAGAAAGGCUACAGAUCUGAAGGAUCUGUACCCUAACAUCAAGAGAACGACUGAUGCAGUGGUGUCCAUUCCUCUCCACGAGAAGGAAAUUGAUGUGGACAUGAUCAUGAACAGAUUACUAGAGUGUACAUUGCCAGCAGGCCAGUUAGAGCCAAGAAUCUUCCACAUAGACAUAUCAUAUGAGGUGGGUAAUAGUUGUAGACAGGAACCUUCCACAUAGACAUAUCAUAUGAGGUGGGUAACAGUUAGAGCCAAGAAUCUUCCACAUAGACAUAUCAUAUGAGGUGGGUAACAGUUAGAGCCAAGAAUCUUCCACAUAGA
Messenger RNA from Pecten maximus, 5384 nucleotides. RefSeq names its product E3 ubiquitin-protein ligase rnf213-alpha-like. The transcript has 25 exons. NCBI's taxonomy places the organism in Eukaryota, Metazoa, Mollusca, Bivalvia, Pectinida, Pectinidae. The record is from RefSeq and is a predicted model, not a curated record. Bases 1 to 5283 code for a protein of 1760 amino acids. Gene Ontology annotation, molecular function: ATP hydrolysis activity; ubiquitin-protein transferase activity.